AAUUCAAAAAACUAGCUCGUUUUGCGCUCUUCUCUCUCCAAAUUCUCCCACUCAAUCAUUGUUGAUAGUUCAAAUCCAAGAUCUAGAUCGAAACAAGGAACUCGCGGAGCACAUAGGAGUCCGUUUCUUCGAUUCAUUGUAAAAAAUGGAGAUCGGUGGGUGUCAGGACAUUGAUCUCGAACUUGAAGCCGACGAUCUCAUUGGGGAUUUUCAGCUCCCAGAAACUGUGGAUGCUAUAAAAGUAGAUGAUAGUGGUGGCUUUGAUGUGAAUAAUCGCUUGCCCGAACUGCAUGAGUCCUCAGAACCUGAAAGAAAGCAAAGAAAUGGAAGGUAUAACUUGCGAAAAAGCCUAGCCUGGGACAGUGCCUUCUUUACAAGUGCAGGAGUGCUAGACGCAGAAGAAUUGUCGAGCAUGAUUACCAAACCAGAUAAAAAGGAAAAGCAUAUGUUACCAGGGAUUCAAGAAGACCUUACAGGGUCAACUGAGUCUAUCUCCACUCUUCAAAGUGAUUGUUUGACUCUAGAAAGCAAUGAGGAUGAUUUGUUUAUGGACAUUAGAGCUUCCAUCCAAAGAUCCAGUAAGAAAGCAUCCAACUUCACUAAUUCAAGCCGUAAGAUACCAGUUACGGUGCUAGAUGGCACUUCCCUUUCAUCCCCCAAAAAGGAAGAUUGUGUAUCUCCUCAAAAUAAGUGCCCAAAACCAUGUGUCAAGAAAACUAGUGGCCUGCAGACUGUCCGAAUGUCAAAACCUCAGCUAAAACCAAUUGGGAAGCUAGCACCAGGAAGACCAAUCAAGCCAAAUCUUGCUCAAUCACAGGCUGGAUCUACUGGUAAAUCUGGGGAGAUGAAUUCAGUGGUUCCCAAACGACUCAAAACCAUUAGCAGUUCUGUUCCCUCCUCAAUUGCAGCAAAGAGAGAGUCUGUUGGGACUAGUCGUCUCAAACCUGAAUUUGGAAGCUCUAGACAAGGAUCUGUCCCUGGCAAAGUCACUCAGCCACCCAAAGUAUCAGCAUUAGGUGGUUCUAGAAAGGUGCAGCCAAAGCCUGCUGUAUCAUCAAAGUGUUCUUCAGUAGGCUCUUCAACUACAAGUAAUGUGCCUUCGACAAGGUCCUCUACUUCAAGUGACAGCUCUAUUAACACAUCCUCUGGCAAAGCUACUAAACCUACAGUUAUGGUUGCAAGACGAAAUCUUGGCAAAAGCACCACCAGUGGUCAUGACCUCUCUGGUUCCAUCCCUAAUACUCCAUCAAGAGCUCUACCAAAGAACAAACUGCCAGCUUCCAAUCUUUCGGCUUAUCUAAAGUCGACUAAGAUUUCCUCAAGUGUCUCACCAGCCAGUUCAAUUAGUGACUGGUCUUCAGUGUCAUCAACAACAUCUUCUGUGGUCAACCUACGAUCUUGUAACUCAAGGAGCAGUAUAGAUACCAGUUCUUGUAGGUCAGUGGAUGGUGACAACCUGCGUUCGGAUCCAAGGCAUAUGGUAGCAGGUCAAAAGGCUGAAAGACAAGGAAUCCAGGGAGCUAUCUCAACAUGCAACACUUCAAAAAAAUCCACAGCAACAUCUGGUACCCUUCAGGCUCCUACCAUACCAUCAGGAUUACGAUUGCCAUCAACGAAAUUUGGCUAUUUUGACGGGUCGUCGUCUCGCACUCCUGAUGGAAAUCAGCGCUCUCAAUCUACAUUGCACCCUGUGAUUCCCAAGAAUGGUGCUGCUGCAUCCACUCCAACUCGAAGCUCAAAUGGAAAAUGGAAAAGUGCGAAGGUUCCAACGGCUAGAAUGCCAACUUCUUUGGCAAACUUAAAGUCUCCAAAGGCUGCAUCUCCUGCUCCAUCUCAUGAAAAGUCACAUGCUUUGAUAAAAGCAUCUAGUGUUCCAAUGGAUGUGACUAAUUCUUCUAGCUUAUCUGCUGGAGUUAAAACUAGUGGAAUUGGAGAAACUUAUCAACAAGCAGUGGAAGUUCAGGCUUAUAUCGAAGUUGUCACAGAUGCAGGUGCUGAUGACACAGGCAACUUAGGCAAAUUGAGGUUGACUAAAAACAUGACCAUUGAGGAUAUCACAACUGCUACUGCUGAUGGUAACAAUGCUUUAGCCUCAGAAUCUAUCAGUCAAAUUGGGGAUGGUCUGGUUAUGAUGGAUGAGCUUAAGAUGAACUCAGUUUCAACUUAUGAAGCAGCAAAGAAAGAUGAAGAUCCUGCUAAUUAUCCAGAGGAAGGGGGCACUGGAGACAAGACAGGCAUAUUUGAAAAAAUUCCCGAGCCCAACUGUCAGCUUCUUACUGAUACAUCAGAAUGUGCACUCUCUUCUACAGCAGCUGCCUCCGAGGCUGCAGCCUGCAGAUCACCUAUUUCCGUCAACAAUUUCUCCUGUGAUAGCCCAACAGAACUGGUUAUCCCGGUUGCAGUUGCAGAAGAUACAAGUGUUGUAUUGACUUCUUCAGGUUCAGAAUGUAUUGUACAAAUUGACAGUGAUCUAAUCAAGGACGAGCCUGAGAAGAAUUUGAUUCCAACCUCAGGAGCAAAGGAAAAUGAUACUAGUAAAUGUGAAAGGGAAGGAGGAUUAACAGAAGGGAACAAAGGCAUACAUCAGGAGCUGAACUGUCAACUUGUUAGUGAUAUGUCAGAAUGUGCACUCUAUUCUACUGCAGCUGAGUCCGAGGCUGCAGCCUGCAGAUCACCUACUUCUCUCAACAAUUUCUCCUGUGGUAGUGAAUGUGUUGAUAACCCAACAGAUCUGGUUAUCCCGGUAGCAGUUGCAGAAAAUAAAAGCUUUGCAUUGCCUUCAGGUUCAGAAGAUAUUGUACAAACUGACGAUGGUGUAAUCAUUGACGAGCCUGAGAAGAAUUUGACUCCAACCUCUGGAGCAACAGAGAAGGAAUAUAAUCCUUCUAAAUGUGAAGGGGAAGGAGGAUUAACAGAAGAGAACAAAGGCAUACAUCAAAAAGAUCAGGAGCCUAACUGUCAACUUGUUAGUGAUACAACAGAAUGUGCACUUUAUUCUACUGCAGCUGCCCCCGAGGCUGCAGUAAACAGAACCCCGCUCUCUUCUACUGCAGCUGCCUCCGAGGCUGCAGCCUGCAGUUCACCCAUUUCUCUUAAGAAUGUCUCCUGUGGUAGCGAAUGUGUUGAUACCCCAACAGAGCUGGCUAUCCAAGUUGCAGUUGAAGAAAACAUAAGCAUUACAUUGCCUUCUUCAGGUUCAGGAAAUAUCGUUCAAAUUGAUGAAGGUCUAAUCAAGGAUGGAGCAACAGAGAAGGAAAAUUAUUCUCCUACUAAAUGUGAAGGGGAAGGAGGAUCAACAGAGGAGAACGAAGGUGUAUAUCAAAAAUAUCAGGAACCGAAUUGUCAACUUGUUAAUGAUACGUCAGAAUGUGCUCUCUAUUUAACUGCAGCUGCGUCCGAGGCUGUAGUAUACAGAACUCCGUUUGCUUUAAAGAAUUUCUCCUGCAGUAACGAAAGUGUUGAUAAGCUUACAGAGGUAGUUAUCCAGGUUUCAGUAGCAGAGAAUGCAUUGCCUUCUUCUGAGGAGAAAGAGAACAGCUGAUCUAGACCUAGUUCUCAGUUCAUGUAGUUCAAUCAGAAUCAGUGAAGGUUGCUCAUGAUGCAAAAUGAAGCCAUUUUCGCUCGACGUCUCCUUAAGAAGAACAGGCACAAAGAGAAGGAUUUAUUUGUAUUUAUGAGUUGCCAAUACACGUUCUCUUACUUUUUCUUCUUCUCUGUGCUCAAAAGUCUUAGAUUUGAUCAUACUGCUGUUGAUUGAUUUGCGUAUAAGAUUUCCAACACAAACCAAUUGGAUUUACAGAACAGAUACAGUAUUUGGGAGAUUUGGUUGUGAAUGUUUUUGUAGACUAUGUUUCUAAUACACUUCGAUCCAUGUACAUAA
This is a messenger RNA of Salvia splendens (bonfire salvia), 3880 nucleotides long. RefSeq lists its product as uncharacterized. Bases 146 to 3541 code for a protein of 1131 amino acids. Lineage: Eukaryota; Viridiplantae; Streptophyta; Magnoliopsida; Lamiales; Lamiaceae. Gene Ontology annotation, molecular function: microtubule binding. The record is from RefSeq and is a predicted model, not a curated record. The transcript is spliced from 8 exons.